AUGACAUAUAAAAGAAGAAUGGAAGAAUAUUCAGGAGAUAACAUGGAAGUUGUUGAAGAGCCAAAAGUCUUGCAUGGUGAAAAGAAACUUGUCUUGGUUACACAUGACAAAUCAACCUUUUAUGCAUAUGACAGAAGAGAGAAAAACUGGCUAGAUGACAAAAAAAACCCUUUGCCCAAAAAAGAUCAAGGGCAAAGUAUAAUGGUCAGUGAGUUUCAAUGUGCUUGUCAUGGUACAACGCAAAGACAGAAGUGGAGUUCCCAAAAGCUGUUUUUUGCCGGUAAAGGAAGAGAUGGAUACUGGACGAGUGAUAAUAUGAUCAAGCAGCUUAUAAAAGAUGCAAUUACCCUCUUUGAGUUGCUGCACCCAGACAUCAAAGAAGACAAAGAGUUCGAUUUUAAGAACACAACAUUUCUUUUGGAUGGUGAGCCUUGUCCUCAGGCUAUGUAUUACACGAAAAUGGAAACCAUAACGAAGAAGAAAAGAUCUGUGGAUAUUCCUGUAAAAUAUGUAAAAGGAAUCAGAAGUAUUUUGGAGGAGUGUUUUCUUUGGUUGGAUACAAAUUCAUACAAGCCUGGUAGCAAGUGGCUUGCUGAUUGUUGCAAAGAUGAAGAGCCGGAUUCUAGAUGCUGCGCCCACCACUUUCUUGCUGCCCAACCUGAUUUCAAUGAACAAAAGACCGUCAUCUGUGAGGUUGUGGAGGCAAAUGAUCACAUCUUUGAGAUGUAUCUGAAGUUUCACUGCAAGUGCAACUGGAUAGAGAGGUACUGGGGAGCUGCCAAGGAUUUGGCCAGAAAGGAGUCCGACUAUACCUUUAAAUCACUAAAGGUUAAUGCUGACUCUUAUCUGGACAGAGCUGGUGAACUUGCAAAGGUUUGCCGCUUUUACAACAAGUCCUGGUGCUUCAUUGAAGCCUACAGUCAAAACUGCACUGGUGAUGAUGCAUAUGAAAAAGUAAAACAAUACUCUGCCAGAGUUUGUGCUUCACAUAGAAAAGUUCUAAAAAAUGACUAA
Messenger RNA from Phycomyces blakesleeanus NRRL 1555(-), 1014 nucleotides. RefSeq lists its product as hypothetical. Lineage: Eukaryota; Fungi; Mucoromycota; Mucoromycetes; Mucorales; Phycomycetaceae. The coding region runs from base 1 to 1014 and encodes 337 amino acids. The transcript is spliced from 2 exons. The record is from RefSeq and is a predicted model, not a curated record.